AUGGAGACGGUGGCGGCCAUGGACGACGGGUGGACACCGCGGCGACAUCACCGUAACGGUGGCUUCUGGUUGAAAGCGGAGAUCGAGACGGACCGGGGUUCCCCCGUUCCCAGGGGCCCUGGGUUUGGGUUCGCCGCCGCCGUGCGAGAGCCACUGGUGAAGCUCCGGCGGCCCCAAUACGACUUCGAGAGGUGGGACUGGGACUACUUCGUCUGGCCUCACGACCGUCUCGACGCCAAUCUUGAGAUGAGGGACAGUGACCCGGAGGCGACGCUUGAGGCAGAUCUGAAGGCGAGGGAGAGCUUCCUGAACCACAGCACACUGCAGCUAGAGGCCUAUGAGAUGUCCCGGCACACGCAGGAGCAACACGCUGCAGCCUUGGCCUUGCGACCAUCUCGCCAGGUCUUAUCGGCUAUUUGUCAUUCUCACAAUCUGGAGAUGAGGGACAGUGACCCGGAGGCAACGCUUGAAGCAGACCUGAAGGCGAGCGAGAGCAUCCUGAAUCACAGCACACUGCAGCUGGAGAGCAGCUUGAUGUGCCAGGACGCCACUCUGGGAGUGAGGAGGAACAGAGAAAACGAGGCGAAGCUUGGGACUGACCGGAAGACGAAGGAGCAGAGCACGCGGCAGCUAAAGAGGUCUGAGAUGGAUCGACGCGCGAAGACGCAGCGCGAGGAGGAGAAGGAGAACCAAGAAGCCGGACUGCUCCGGACACCCAUGCCUGUCAUCGUCAACAAGAAGGCCGUAGGACCCAGAUCGGCGCGGCGUCGCCGUGUUUUCGCAGAAGCUAACCGGACCCUGGAUGGCCAAUGA
Molecule: messenger RNA, 813 nt
Organism: Miscanthus lutarioriparius
Lineage: Eukaryota; Viridiplantae; Streptophyta; Magnoliopsida; Poales; Poaceae
Source: the annotation of a GenBank genome assembly